AUGGCUGAAUCACUUGUCUCCACCAUCCUGGGUCAAUUGGCUUCACUAGCCACUGAAGAGGUGAAACUUCUUGCUUCUGCUGACAAAGCAGUGGGAAAGCUCACCAGCAAUUUCCGAGCUGUCCAAGCUGUGCUUGAAGAUGCCGAGAGCAGACAAAUGAAGGAGAAGAGUGUGGGAGAUUGGUUAGAUAAGCUCAAAGACGUUUCAUAUGAUAUCGACGAUGUGUUGGAUGAGUGGAUCACUGCAUGUAGAAAAUUACAAAUGAAGGAAGCUGAAAAUGCUUCUAAGCUUUGGAAAAAGGUAUGUUCUUGCAUCUCAUCUAAUUGCUUUUGUUGCAAGAAAGUUUUCCUACGUCAUGAAAUUGCUAUCAAGAUAAAAGACCUAAAUGAAAGACUUGGUGAUAUUGCCAAGGAAAAGGACGGUUUCAAUUUUAGCUUGACAACGGGCACUAGACAACUAGAGCACGAAGUAACUACCUCUCUUAUUAAUUUACGGGAGGUCUAUGGAAGAGAUCAGGAUAGAAAUACAUUAAAAAACUACUUGUUAGCUGAGAGUAGUCAAGAAUCAAUCAUCUCCACCAUUUCUAUCAUAGGGAUGGGAGGGAUUGGAAAAACAACUCUAGCUCGAUUAGCUUUUAAUGAUGAUGAGGUCAAAACCCAUUUUGAUAAAAAAAUUUGGGUGUGCGUCUCUGAUCCUUUCGAUGAAAUUAGGAUUGCCAAAGCAAUUCUUGAAUCUCUUUUAGGUGGAAAAAAAGAUGCAGAUGAAUUAGAAACUGUGUUAAAUGAGAUACGAGAAUUUAUUAAGGAGAAGAAAAUUCUUCUUGUUUUAGAUGAUGUGUGGCUUGAGGAUUUUAGGAAAUGGGAACAAGUUCCCAUUUCCUAA
This is a messenger RNA of Pistacia vera, 882 nucleotides long. RefSeq names its product disease resistance protein RGA2-like. Lineage: Eukaryota; Viridiplantae; Streptophyta; Magnoliopsida; Sapindales; Anacardiaceae. Gene Ontology annotation, molecular function: ADP binding. The record is from RefSeq and is a predicted model, not a curated record. Bases 1 to 882 code for a protein of 293 amino acids. The transcript has a single exon.